AUGCAAGACGAAUUUGCCGAGGCUGACUGCCCCGGUUGUGAGAUCCGACUCCCCAACCCACAACUAUCGGCGCAUCUUAUACACUGCGUUAAAUAUGAAGGACGACUGACGCCACUAAAGCAGAACUCCGGAGCCUUCGAUUUUGCCAGGAAGAUCCGGGAGCUACUGAAGCCGUCGCCAACGAAACCUAAACCGGAGACGCUUGACGCGAAUAAUGCCUCAACUACACAUCCUAUACUGAUGCAAGCACGAAAGAGCCUAAGACCACACGCACCAAGGGGAGAGCAAGGGCCACAGAACUUAAAGCCCACGCAGGAAGUCAGCAGCCUGAAGGAAGAGGUUGAAGUGAUGAGGCGAGAGACGGAGGAGCGCAUAAGGAAGGAGCAGUCCACUUGCAACCGCUGUGAUAAACAACUCAAAUCCUCACAAGCACUAAGAAGACAUGACGCGCUGUACCAUCCCGGUACCGAAAGACCAAGGGGGUUACCAAUAUGCUGUAUAGGCUGUGACACUAUCUUUAAGACUGCGGCAACAUACGUAAAGCACAAAUGCACAGGAACCUUGAAGAAUGAACUAUCGGCUAAACGCUGUCAAUUAUGCGAUCAAGGCGAGCUGUCCAAUCCGGAAUACUCUGCCCACAUGCUCAUGCAUCAGAUUACGACUUCCAGCCAGGAGGUUGACCAAAAGGAACUCUACGAUCCGAAAUGA
Gregarina niphandrodes is the source of this 708-nucleotide messenger RNA. RefSeq lists its product as hypothetical. The transcript has a single exon. Bases 1 to 708 code for a protein of 235 amino acids. NCBI's taxonomy places the organism in Eukaryota, Apicomplexa, Conoidasida, Eugregarinorida, Gregarinidae. The record is from RefSeq and is a predicted model, not a curated record.